Messenger RNA from Lactuca sativa (garden lettuce), 1549 nucleotides. RefSeq names its product 2-oxoglutarate (2OG) and Fe(II)-dependent oxygenase superfamily protein. The record is from RefSeq and is a predicted model, not a curated record. NCBI's taxonomy places the organism in Eukaryota, Viridiplantae, Streptophyta, Magnoliopsida, Asterales, Asteraceae.
CCCCUGUCCUCCCCCAAUACUACCUUGUUCACCCCGUAGAGCCUCAUCCCCCAGACGUCGUUCACUUCACACUCCUUUAUCAGCUGCGACCUUUCUCCGAUCUCCGCUCCAGACAUCCGAUCGCCGGCGCCGGCUACUGCUCCUUCUCCGAUGUGGUAUAAGCUGAUGAUUCUUUUCAAUGCUAUCUAUGAAGCACAUUUUGGAAUCGAUGAAGCUGAUGAUUUUGAAAGCAGUUAAUGUUAAAUGUUAUUAACUCUAGAGAUGGUUUUAUCUAAUUGAAAAGUGGGUUAUCCGAGUCCGAAAAUAGAUAUCAAUUAGUCAAUUACCAAUCAAUUUGCAUCCCUAAACCCCAAAUUCAAUGCGAAAGUCAUCAUUGAACCCUCAAGCAAUUCCAGAAUCAUACCCUCCAUGCUUCCGUCCAAACACACAGCAAUCCUCCGAACAAGAUGUCGAUAAACUUGAUGAUCAGGAAAAUGAAGAAGAUCGAAUUCCGGUGAUAGAUCUCCGGCGUAUGGACCUUGAGAAACUCGAGGAUGCCUGUACAGAUUGGGGAAUAUUCCGGCUGAUCAACCAUGGGAUCCCAUUAACGUUGCUGUCGGAACUCCAUGAACAUGCUGUUAGGGUUUUUGAAAUGGGGUUUGAAUCCAAACAGACAUUAUUUGGAUCAAUUCCUACAUCCGCCUUAUCGUAUUUCUGGGGUACCCCUGCCCUUACGCCUGCUGGGGUUGCCCUAUAUAAGGAUAGUAAUGAUCAGAAGGAUCGGGGGAUAGUGAACUAUAACUGGGUUGAAGGAUUGAAUGUUCCACUGAGUCAACCCACUCACCUCCAACUCGAUCAACACCCAUUGCUUCGUGAUUUAAGAAUAUUAUUGGAAGAGUAUGGGGUCCACCAAGCAAGGGUAGCAAAGGCCAUAUUUGGUGCAAUAACACAAAAUUUGAAGCUAUGUGAAGACAAUGAACGUUACUUGUCGCCUUCAACAGGGCAAUUGAGGGUAUACCGUUAUCCAAGGUGUUUUUAUGACAACCCAUCAAAAGUAUGGGGGAUGGAAGUGCACACUGAUAGUUCUGUGGUAACAAUUUUGAAUCAAUAUGAAGUAGGAGGGCUUCAAAUUCAUUCUGAGAAAGAUAACGCUUGGAUUGAUGUUAAACCUCUUCCCAACACUCUUCUAAUUCAUCUUGGUGAUAUGAUGCAGGCGAUAAGUGAUGAUAAGUACAAGAGUGUGAAGCAUAGGGUGAAGUUGCAUAGAGAAACGGAACGGAUUUCAAUUGGUUACUUUGUGUUUCCGGAGCAUGAUUGUGUGAUUCGGAGCUCCAGUUACAAACCGUUUACCUAUUCGGAGUUUAGGGCCCAAGUACAACAGGACGUCAAGACAUUGGGUGUCAAGGUUGGACUUUCAAGAUUUAAACCCAACUAGAAUUUCUAAAUUUAGAAAGGGGAAAUUGAUGAAUUUUUCUUGUUAUCACUAAAGCAUAACAUUCCAUUACUGUAUCUUAAAGUUCACUCUAUUAACUUAUAUUUUCAUCUAAAAUAUAAUUUUUCCGUCCCAAAA